AUGGGCGUGCUCAAGGGCGAGAAGGACUUCAGCGAGGCGGCGACGAUUUUGGCGCUGCUCCCGCUGAACUGCGGCCUCGCCUUCACGAUCCCCGACUGCCGCGUGCCGGGCCACGAGCACUACUGCUACUUCACGUUCGCCGGGUCCAUCGUGUGGAUCGGCGCGUACUCCUGGGGCAUGGUCUACGGCAUCACGCAGAUCGGCUGCUUCACGGGCAUUCCCAUCUUCAUCAUGGGCCUGACCUUCCUCGCCGCGGGCACGUCCGUGCCGGAUUUACUGUCCUCCGUCGUCGUCGCGAAGCAGGGCAAGGGCGACAUGGCCGUGUCGUCGUCCAUCGGGUCCAACAUCUUCGACGUCGCCGUGGGCCUCCCCCUGCCCUGGCUCUGCUUCGUCGUCUACUACGGCUGCCCCGUGCCCGUCGGCGGCCACGCGGAGGGCAACGGCCUCUCCGUCGCGAUCCUGCUGGCCAUGGUCGCCGUCGUCAUCGUCUCGAUCGCGAGCAGCGGCUGGAAGAUGUCCCAGGGCCUGGGCUACACCAUGUUCGGCCUCUAUUUCGUAUUCGUCGCCCAGGAGCUCUUCCGGAACUACAGCUAG
Molecule: messenger RNA, 594 nt
Organism: Aureococcus anophagefferens
Lineage: Eukaryota; Pelagophyceae; Pelagomonadales; Pelagomonadaceae
Exons: 1
Coding region: 1-594 (197 amino acids)
Biological process (GO): calcium ion transmembrane transport; intracellular calcium ion homeostasis
Cellular component (GO): membrane
Molecular function (GO): calcium channel activity; calcium, potassium:sodium antiporter activity
Source: RefSeq, a predicted model, not a curated record